AUGAAGUCCGUCCUGUUCAAGUCCGUGACCGUCCUCCCAGCCCUCGCCAUGGCGGCAAUGGCUUCUCCGCUUGUCUCCUACGCAGGCUAUUUUUAUGAGAACUGUACCGGUCCCAGCAUCACAGCUACCAAUGUCGCGGCAUCCUUCUGCUCUAAUGUGGAAGAUUUUCCGAUCAAGUCUUUCACGGCAUAUGUAUUUUCUGGGGCCUGUGACGAUUCUAAAUCACCGGUCUUGAAUGUCUACACCGCAUCGAAUUGCGAGUCUGGGUUGUUUGACACUGUGAGCGUGAAUGCUGAGAAGCAGUGCUUCGAGGCGGAUACCACGAUUGUGAGCUUGGGCGUUGAAUGUGUUUGA
Aspergillus bombycis is the source of this 354-nucleotide messenger RNA. RefSeq lists its product as uncharacterized. The transcript has 2 exons. The record is from RefSeq and is a predicted model, not a curated record. The coding region runs from base 1 to 354 and encodes 117 amino acids. NCBI's taxonomy places the organism in Eukaryota, Fungi, Ascomycota, Eurotiomycetes, Eurotiales, Aspergillaceae.